Cooperia oncophora is the source of this 327-nucleotide messenger RNA. The record is from the annotation of a GenBank genome assembly. Lineage: Eukaryota; Metazoa; Nematoda; Chromadorea; Rhabditida; Trichostrongylidae.
AUGAUAACGUGUGCUGUCGCGAAUUGGUUAAAGGAGGCAGAUGAAAUGGAUGGUUCCCAUCAACGACGGGAUAUUGCGCGAAGGCUGAGGGAGAAGUUGAAGGACAUGAAAGGACAAUGUAUCGUCCAACACCCGUCCUUCCAUAAAGUCGUUUUGGAUUCAGAGAUCGUUUGUUGCUGGGCCUACGGUCAUCUUGGCCUGGGUAAGCGGUAUGAGCUUCCAGCGUGUGUGAGAGCAGCUAUAAUGGCUGAGUACCCUUCCAACACAGGAAAUUACGUUGGGUUCAAGCGAACGAGUGACAAGGAUCCGCCAUUGGAAUGCGAGUAG